Messenger RNA from Pleuronectes platessa (European plaice), 5042 nucleotides. Its product is annotated as tetratricopeptide repeat protein 39B. Gene Ontology annotation, molecular function: protein binding. The transcript is spliced from 20 exons. The coding region runs from base 363 to 2105 and encodes 580 amino acids. The record is from RefSeq and is a predicted model, not a curated record. Lineage: Eukaryota; Metazoa; Chordata; Actinopteri; Pleuronectiformes; Pleuronectidae.
GUCGAACGUCACAAGAGCAGAUUUGAACCUGACGUUAAAGCAUUAAAUGGCCUCAUUAAAACCUGAACGUUCGUACUCACACUGCUGCGGUGGAUGUAGUGCCUUGCUCAUAGGCACUCCACAGCAGUAUGGGGGCGGAGCUACGGGAACCUGGAGGUGUGUGUUUUCGUUGAGUGUUUCCGCGGAAAAAAGCUCAUUCGGCGGAGAAUCGAACCCACGGACUGUCACCGACACACGGAGCCGAACCGGAGCCGCGGUACGAGCGAUAGAAUCCCGCGUUUGGGGUCGAACAGCUGGAAAACAUCUGGAGGCGCUGGGACAUGAGGAGCCAGCUGCGGACCUGAGGGAGGACAGCCACUGACAUGGCCCACGUAGGCAACGGAGCGAGCGGAGAGGAGGAGGAUUGUUUUGAAGAUGCCUACGACCGGAUACCUGCGGCGGGUCACAUGGACCUGCAGACAGCCAUCCAGGAGACUCAGUGUGCUCUCAACCUGGUGCUCAACGACAAGUUCUCUGAGGCCUUGGACCUCCUCAGACCAUGGUGGAAGAACAGUAUGUACCAUGCGUUGGGAUACAGCAGCAUCCUGGUGAUGCAGGCGACCAUGACGUUUGAGCACAGUGACAUCCAGACCGCCAUGGGAACCAUCAAGGAGGCGUUACAGACCUGUCAGAGGUUCAGGAAGAAGAACUCAGUGGUUGGAUCUCUGUCCAGUCUGAUCAGCAAACAGUCCAACCUGCAGGAAGAGGAGAUGCACGCGGAGAUCUGCUACGCCGAGUGUCUCCUGCAGAAAGCCACGCUGACGUUUGUCCAGGAUGAAAACAUGAUCAGUUUUAUCAAAGGAGGAAUCAAGAUCCGAACCAGCUACCAAAUCUACAAAGAAUGUCAGAACAUGCUGAAUGCCAAUCAGGGCCUGGCCGCCCAGUCUGAUUCGUUCAGACAGUUUGAGGGCGGAGUCAAGCUCGGCAUCGGGUCCUUCAACCUGAUGUUGUCCCUCCUUCCUCAGAGGAUUUUGAGGUUGCUGGAGUUUAUCGGAUUCUCAGGAAACAGGGGCUUUGGUUUGUCUCAGCUGAGAGAGGGAGCCUCGGGUCACAGCUUGCGGGCGAUCCUCUCCGCUCUGACUCUGCUGUUCUACCACACAUACGUCUCACUGAUACUUGGAACUGGGGAGGGGAACCUGGUGGAGGCUGAAGCUCUGCUGGAGCCGUACAAACACAAAUACCCCAAAGGAUCCAUUAUCCUCUUCUACACUGCGCGCAUCUGCACACUGCGAGGAAACUUCGAGAAGGCCCGGGCCAGAUACGAGGAGUGCAUCAGCAGCCAGCAGGAGUGGAAGCAGAUCCACCAUCUUUGUUACUGGGAGCUGAUGUGGACCCACUCCUACCAGCAGGAGUGGCAGCAGGCGUACCACUACGCUGACCUGCUGUGCAAAGAGAGCCGCUGGUCAAAGGCCAUCUAUAUGUACCAGAAGGCCGCCAUCCUCAGUAUGAUGUCAGAGGAGGAAGUGAAGAAGACGGGGGAGGACGUGGUGGAGCUCUUCAGUCAGGUAGAGGGGCUGAAACAGCGCCUGGCAGGGAAAUCGAUCCCAACUGAGAAAUUUGCCGUGAGGAAGUCCAGACGCUACAAAGUGGCUCAACCCGUGCCUCUGGUCAUCCCGGCUCUGGAGAUGAUGUACGUCUGGAACGGUUUCACCAUCGUGGGAAAAAGACCCGACAGCACCGAGGCUCUGCUGGUGACCAUCGAGGCGGCGGAGGAGCAGCUGCUCAACAACCCCAACCCAUCAGAGUUUCAUCCAGACGACAGCUGCCUGGUCCAGAUGUUGAAGGGUCUCUGUCUGAAACAUCUGGGCAGGUUGCUGCAGGCGGAGCUCUGCUUCACACAGGUCCUGUCCAGUGAGAGUCGCAUCAGAUAUGACCACUACCUGGUUCCCUUCACUCUCUAUGAGUUGGGUCUGUUGUAUAAACAACAAGGAGAUUUCACCAAGGCUACGUCGUACAUUGAAAAUGCCAAGACGAACUACAAGGACUACUCCAUGGAGUCCAGACUGCACUUCAGGAUCCACGCGGCCCUCAGCAGCCUCAGAGGAUCCCCAGUCGGCACCCCAUAAUACUCCUGACCGCUGGGUCCUGCAGCCACAGACAUGAAUCCAGGGAUUCUCACUCCGCUGUGGCCGCGUCUUAACGAAGCAGCGACGUGUGUCGAGGUUUUCACAUGACCACAGGUUUUUUAUUUUACUGCUUAUGAAAUGUUAUAUGUUAACUUAUUUAUUUUUUGGAAGAAUGAGGUUAUUUAAGUUUGUGCCUCCGACGUCCCUUUAGUUUCCCACAGAGGUUUUUAUCAGUGGAGCAGAUUCAUGGUUCUGUUGCUAGUAAACAAAUCAUGGCCUUAAACUGAAGGUUCAACUCACCUGAAGACCUUUCAGUGUUUUUACGUUAAAUCAACACGAUGUAACUUUUUCUACCUUAAACCAGCAGCUUGAUUAAAGUGAGUUUGAUGGUUGAGUGAACAAGGUGAGGUUUCCCCACAGGGGGCGCUGUUGAUCUACACAAGUUACAUGGUGUUGAUUUAAUAGAAGGGGGCAGGAACACAAAAUCUUCAUUGUUUUUUUUUUUACUUUGCCUUUUUAAAAUCUCAAAUGAUGCCACAUCUGCACAUGAUACACAAAUGAGGGUGUUUGUGGACACGUCAUCACAGCCUUCUCACCAACCGUGGCUUAUAUACACACACACACACACACACGCAAAUGGCUGAAAACGCACACAUUUAGCAGCAGUAUAAAAUAAUCUGUGCUGUCAAAUAACUUCUCGCUGAUUUUGUGUCCAGGUGUAGUGUCAGUUUCGUCUCUCAGAGGCAGAGCAGCUUAUGAGAAAGUUUAUUUUUAUUUAUUUUACACUCCAGGAGAAAUGAAACGUGUCCGUGUGGCUCUUUGUUGACUGAAAGAAAAUAUUUUAUUCACAUGACUCAGUUCUGCCUUUGACAAAUGUUUGCUUCACUAUAACUACACUCGAUCCACAUUCACUCAACCUUCUGUCGACCGAGCUCAUGAAACACAGAAGAUUCUUCGAGCUGUGAACGUUCUCACUGCUGUGGACGUACGGCGUCUGAUUAUAAACCGACUAGCCACGGAAGACAAGGCCUAUUUCUAUCAAAUAAUAUAUAUAUAUAUGUUAAACAACGUCAGUUUAUAUAUGUACUGAUGAAUAAAAGAAGCACAAUCUAUGAUAUCAAUCCCCAUCCCCCUGCAAAUGUAUGCUGGCUUCUUGUAGUUUGAUACUAUUCACCAUGCUGUACAUGUGAUAUAAUAAUAUGUUACACUAACACAAUGAUGUUGAAGAGACACAGUGGUUUUGUGUUAAGUCUGUUUGGAGGAUGAACAGAUUUUCAACUCACUGCUGGAAAUCUGCUGUUUGAACCACAAGGACGUUCAGUUAGUGCAUUUGAACCAGUGUGGAGUACUGUGGUACUGUGGAGUACUGUGGUACUGUGGAGUACUGCGUCUGAAGGUGCUGAUGCUUGUAGGAAUACCAUAAUGAUGUUAAAGUGGCGACCAAAUGAAGCGCUUCAUUCAUUUUUCAAUCAGAGUCGAGUACAGGUAGACGAUGACAACAGUUAGUUAGUCAGACUAAAUUCCUCAGUGCGCUAAAGUCCAACGUGAAACCAAAACCAACCCGAUCAAAUGAAACGAUGGAACAAACACAUGAAGCUUGGUUCAGACUCUCAGGUUAGAAAAAACUUCCUUAUUUGUAUAUUAGCUUCCAUUUUAAAGACUGGAACGAACGUGGGUUUGUUUCAACCUGGAGUUGAAUUCAACAGCGGCAACAAUUGGCCUUCUCCCUAUAACGAAUGUAUCAACCUAAAGACCAAAUUAUAUGUGUGUCUUGUUGUCUUUUGUUUGUAUUUUCUGCCUUUUUUUUGUGUUUUUGAGUGUAAUUUUCUUCAUGUGCUCUGAAACUUUACUUCCAAAGCAGUAAAAUUCACCAAAUGCAGUAAAUAUUCUGGAGUUUGUUUCCGAUAAAGUCACAAAAAGUUCUUAAAGAAGUUUUGGCAAUAAUUCCUAUGAUGUUCCAUCAACUCCUAAUGCUAGGAAACUGCCAGCAGAGUUUUUCCAUAACGUUGUGUAAAAAAUGUAAGCAGUAAAACUACAAUCGUAAAAAUGUUUGUUGGAUCAGUAGCUAUUAAACGAUGAGAGCAGACUCCAGAAUCCUCCACAGUGCAAUAACACGUGGAUUUAGUCGUGUGCAGUGUUAGCUAAGGGUUACGACUUGUGCCUAAGAUUACGAGGAUUAUAUACUAAUAACCCAGAGGCUGCGCAGUCUGAACCAAGAUGGCAAAACUUACUUAUUCUCACAUUCACCCAAAACAGAACCAAGUCACAAAUACUCUCCUUCAAUUCUUACCGGCUCUCACGAUAAAGUAGUAAAGUAACUUGUAACAUUAGCAUGGAACACAGUGUGCUAACGUCAAAAUGUUAGCAUGUGACUCGCCCAAGUUCAUCGCUCGUGCAUUAACGCCUUCGGGUCACAAAACUGAUUUUCAGUCGAUCUUUUGAAAAACCAAAAGAAUCUUUUAGUAACACCUCUUAUGUUUCUCUGCAAACAAUUUCAAUGUGUUUAAAAUUCAGCGGUUUUGGUUUAUGCUAAUAUUUUAGCGUGUAAUAUUUCAGGGACGACGCACUGCUGACGUAUGUUUUUCAAACACAUCAGCUUUACGUAAACUGAACAUCCAUAACCAAAAUCUUGGCGUCGUCUUAGUACAAAAAUAUUCACUUUUCCUUGUUGCAACUUUCUUUUCACAGAAGCUCGUGUGUCAUUUGUGCUCAUGUCAGUGCCUCUGUGUAUCUGUAUCGAAACUGUUGUUCUCAAAUGUCUUUUCUAUAAUCUCUCUGCAUGUUACUCUUGAAAAUAUAUUUAAGUUUUUUUUUCUAAGUUGAGAAUUUACUGUAUAUUGUGUGUUUCACGAAAGAAAAUGAUAUUACAGGCUUUACGGUAACAGAGGAUGAUCCACAAGGUGCAAUAAAAUGAAAACAGUUUUUGUCCAUCGCUGA